AGAAGAAGCAGCAACAUUAGAAAGAAGGGAAGCAGCAGAGAGGAGGAGAAAGAGUCAGAGAAGAAGACGAAGAGGAUUUUUAACGCUGUGGCUUUCGUAAAGAUCUUGGCUGUUUGGAGUACCUGUGAGGGCGAGGAAGGGCACACACACACACGCACACAAACACACACACCUACACACACAGAGUCCUGACUAAUGAUCCUGCUGGAUGGACCGACGCUGUUCACAUCCACACUUCCAGCUGUGCACAUAGGAGAUCGACCUGUGCGACCAGACAUGCAUUUCUACUAUGUGGGGGACCACACGUGGGCGACCAUGCUGGGUCAGAGCGUGCGGUUGCAGCCGGUGCCCAUCCAGAGCCUGUCGGAGCUGGAGCGAGCCAGAUUACAGGAAGUGGCCUUAUAUCACCUGGAGGAGCGGGACCUGGACUUCAAGAUCAGCAUCCCAAGAGAAAUACGCAAACGGAGAAAAUCUCUACGCAGGAAGUUUGACUCCUUUUCAAAGGAAAAGAAAGAGCGAGAAUCAGCUCCCAAGGCGUUUGGCAUCCCCAUCUCCCAGGUCAUCGCCAACGACCGGGCCUACAAGCGGCAGCAGGACGCCCUGAAGGAGAGCAGGCGCGACUGUCUGGACCUGGAGGCCAGCAUCCUGCGCUUCCGGGCCGAGAAGCGGCAGUUCUUCAACGGGAAUAAGCCACUGGUCAGCUCCUCGUCGAUCACAGGCGGGGGUCCCGGAUCGCCUUCCGCAAACUCGGUGGCACCAGCGCCAAUUUUUGACACUCAGAACAAACCACUGUCCCCCACGUUUCUGGAUAACACCGGCCGAGGACAGAGGAGGGGGGGUUUGUCGGUGGACUCUAUCGCCGACCUUGUGGAGAGUCAGUCUCGUCUGCUGGAGGCGCUGCAGCUCUCCCACCCUGCUGAGCUGGAGCUGAAGAAGUCACCCGGCAGCGGCUCGUCGGAGGGGAGGACACAGACCAAGCUCAGCCUCAACCCCAUCUAUAGACAGGUGCCCCGGGUGCUGGAGAGAUGCUGCAGUCACAUCGAGACCUACGGUCUUCAGACUGUGGGAAUUUUCCGAGUUGGAAGCUCUAAGAAGAGAGUGAGACAGCUGCGGGAGGACUUUGACAUGGGCGUGGACGUCCAGCUGGACGAGGAGCACAGCGUCCAUGACGUAGCAGCGCUGCUCAAAGAGUUUCUGAGGGACAUGCCUGAUCCUCUGCUGCCCAGAGAGCUCUACCCGGCCUUCCUGCACACCCAUCUGUUGAGAGGAGCUGACCAGCUUCAGUACCUGCAGCACCUCCUCUACCUGCUGCCUCCCUGUAACUGCGACACUCUGCUGCGCCUCCUCACCUUGUUACACACCGUGCAGAGCUUCGCCCAGGACACCAUAGGGACCAACGAUCAGGAGAUCCCCGGUAACAAGAUGACGGCUGCGAACCUGGCGGUGAUCUUUGGGCCAAACCUGCUGCAGCGGGAAAGCGGAGGAGAUGUGAGUCCUCACGCGAUGGGGAUCGAGGACAGCACUGCGAUCAUCAGCGUCACUCUGGUGCUCAUACAGAACUACAGGAGGCUCUUCACGGUAUCUGCAGAGGUGCAGCAGGAGGUCCUGAUGAGCCUGAUCCAGACCGACCCAGACAUCAUUGACUACCUGCUACGCAGGAAGCUCAGCAGCACGGCGGAGAGCAGUAGUGAUUCGGGGGGUCGUAGGGACACCGGGGCGUCUCUGGACUCUGUGGGGGCCUCCAGCGGGAGUCUGUCCCCGCUUGAGCCCCCCUCGCCUCUCUUCCCACCCGAUGGUAGCGGCGGUGAAGGCAGCCUGACCAGCGAGGUCUUCCUCAACGUGCUCAAACUGAACCAGAACAGGAAGCGACAGGAGACGAGAUAUGGUGAUGUCCCUCCAGGUAAAUCCAUCCGCCACAUGCGUCAGUUCCACUCCCACCACAACCUGCUCAGCCUGGCCCAGCCCUCAUCUUCCACCUCCAGACUCCACGGUCAUGACCCCGACCCCCAGGACCGCAGGGGCCCGCUGGGUUCGGCAUUGAGCUUCUCUCUGGGCGGUGGUGGCGGCAGUGGCAGUUGCUCCAGUCUGAGUGGGUCGACCGAGAGCAGCAUCUGGGUGAGACAGACGCCACAGGAGGAGAGCAAAUCGUCGCCUGCCGCCAACUUCUGGGACUUCUUCACUGGGAAAGGGUCAGGCUCAGAGACGAUGGUAUGAUGAAGGCCGAUAAGAGGAGGAACAUGAAGGGAAAGAGUGUGUGUGAAUGUGUGUAACUUGCUGUCAGAGGUCAGAAAUCCCCAGGAAAAAUUGGUCAAAGUUCCUGUUACGUUUACAGAGACGUCUGUUGAUUUAACAAGCAAAGGUUAAGUGUAUUUCUAGGAUUAUAAAUCCAAAAUUUUCUACUUGAAUUUCUGACUCUUUUAUUGCAAAUUUUUCUUGUUGGAAUUUCCCACUUUUCCGGCACCUCUUGAAUGCAGCAUAUGUGUGAAUGUGUGGUUUGGGCAAAGAAAGCAGGAAGGAAACCAACAAAAGAAGAAUGAAAUGUCAAAUACAUUUUUUUUUUUUUUUUUUUUUUGGGAUUAAUGUUGAAGAUGAAAACUAAGCACAACUUUCUCAGACAGAGACACGGACGUAAAAGUAAACAAAGGAAAAAAAGACAAAUCUGUCUGAGAUUAUCUGGAAGUGGAUGCAGUAAUAAUUGCAAUGUAUAUAAUGUGUACAUGAUGUAUUCAUAAGUUUACAUAAAACUUCGUCUUUACUACCUAGAACUGCGUAACUAACUGCAUGGGCCCUACUAACCCGUUAUCUGUAAUGAGACCACACCAGACUCCCUUUGGUUUUUGUUGUUUUUCCUGUAAUGUUCAAUAAGCUCUCAAUAAGCUCUUUAUCCAUGAUUAGCAAGAAUGAUUGCAAAGAUUCAAAACAUCUGACAUCCAUGAAGACCCAAAGUGUCCAAUAAUAUGAAUAACUGCAGAUAAAGUAUGUUCAGUGGCCAAACUGUGGGAUAAUACUGUCGUUUUCAGUUUUUCGGUAGAGUCCCAGGUUUCUUAAUGAAAGCAUCUAUGAUCAGAUUUCAUGGUUGUACAUUUUGUCUGUAUUUAUUCAUCCAUACAUCUUAUUUAUUUGAUAUUGAGCACUGUGGGUCUCCAUACAUGACAUCUAACCUCAGAUUUUUAGAGGUUGGAUCCUACAUCCAUAGAUAAUGUGAUUUCAUAUGUUGAAAGAUAUUGUAGUUUCUGGUACCAAGGUUGAGCAUGACCUUUCAGUCUCAGUCCUUUGUACCAUAUUUCCCAUCAAGCUAAUCGUCUCGCAACCAUGUGGACGGGUCCUGACCCUCAGGCUGGGAACCACUGGUCUAUGUCAAAUGUAAAUGUUUCAGAAGCAUGCUGGUGACUAUAUUUUUUUUUGGGUGAAGCAGUAAUUGAAAUGCUGUUGAAACAAAGGUCAUAUGCUACCUGGAUGUCUAAAGAUAGAUUUUCAACCAAAUAAUGCCUGGUUUGACCUAAAUGUCGAUGAACUGUCGCCUUUAACUUCUGUUUUAAAAAGGUAUCACACGUUCUUCAUUGCACAAAGCAAACUUUAGGUCCUUGCGCAGACGUAUGAAAGUGUUGCAGAGCUUUGACUUCAGAAGCAUCUUGGAAAGCUCGGUGUGGACUUUAGAGUAAGACUCAGUCCCUUCCAGCAGGAAUUCAGCUUUCAGAAGUGUUACCUUCCUUUAACCACAAGAGGGAGACAUUCACCACAUCAGCUCAUGUUGCUACCACCUACAGGCUCAUAUAACCUCGGUCAAGUGUAUUGAUAAGUGUAUUAGAUAGGGAAUAGUGCCAAACAGCUAGGAACUGUACAGACGUUUGUCUCCGGCCUCUUUGUAGUAGAAACCUGUGAUGUUUCCUGUUGUUGCACAGAGAUUUUCCUGCAUCCUAACGUUGUAUUUCUUCACCACAAACACAGAAGCUGUACAGAGUGUGUCCUUCACCUCGGCAGGUGAAUGUAUCUUCUUUUCUUUUGGAUUCGUUGUAGAGAAAACAAGAUUUUUUUUUUUUUUGUUGGUAACUCUUUUUCUAUAUCAUUGUAAAACCCGUCAAGGUGUGUUUAAGACCUAAACCGGAGAAUGUACCACCCACCUGCAGAGAAUUAAAUGUCAGACUCUCUGUGUGUCUUUGGUUAUUGUGGAAUCUGAUGGGAGAGAAGAGGGUUAAAUGUUCAAUACAAACAAGACAAUCUGUUUCUGGGACUUCUGGUCAUACUUUUGGCAGCACCGCAAGCAUCUGAAAAGCAAUAAUGUGAGUCAGAAGACAAAAAACCCUGCAGGGGAAGAUGAUCUCACACCAAAUACGCACAGAAAGCUUUCUCAGUCUGCUCUCAACUUCUGUUCAG
Messenger RNA from Toxotes jaculatrix (banded archerfish), 4374 nucleotides. It is a transcript of the gene arhgap36, whose product is annotated as Rho GTPase activating protein 36. The coding region runs from base 196 to 2214 and encodes 672 amino acids. NCBI's taxonomy places the organism in Eukaryota, Metazoa, Chordata, Actinopteri, Toxotidae. Gene Ontology annotation, biological process: signal transduction. The transcript is spliced from 12 exons. The record is from RefSeq and is a predicted model, not a curated record.